Eimeria acervulina is the source of this 690-nucleotide messenger RNA. RefSeq names its product nucleolar essential protein 1, putative. Gene Ontology annotation, biological process: rRNA base methylation. Bases 1 to 690 code for a protein of 229 amino acids. NCBI's taxonomy places the organism in Eukaryota, Apicomplexa, Conoidasida, Eucoccidiorida, Eimeriidae. Gene Ontology annotation, molecular function: rRNA (pseudouridine) methyltransferase activity; rRNA binding. The record is from RefSeq and is a predicted model, not a curated record. The transcript has 9 exons. Gene Ontology annotation, cellular component: nucleolus; small-subunit processome.
AUGUGGGACCAAGCGGCACCUCGAGCCGAAGCCAAGCGUGCAGAUCGCCUCCGGGGUCGUAAAGUUGUUGUUUUGCUCGAAGAUGCAGUACUGGAGCUUGCUAAGGGACGCCAAGGCGGACUUCAACUCCUUGAGGGCCUCCAACACCGCAAGCUGCUGCAGCAAGAAAACAGAGACAGCACAGAUGUGCGCCCUGAUAUAGUUCACCACUGCCUGUUGGCCUUGCAAGAGUCGCCUCUAAACAAAGCCGGUCGUUUGUGCGUGUUCAUCAGAACUCGCGAUAGGCAACUGAUUGAAGUUCAUCCACAACUCCGAGUCCCGUCGACUUACGAAGAAUUCAGAAAGCUCAUGGUAAAUCUUAUGCACACGCGUCGGAUUCGCGCAGUGGAGAAGAAUGUGACCCUUCUGCAAGUAACGAAGAAUGAUCCGAACCUCUUUCUCCCUAUUGGCUCCCGGAAGAUCGCAUUUUCUUCUAAAGGUCGCCAUGUAGACCUCGAAAACUUCGUGCAGCAAUUUCAGCACACGGAGAACCCCGUGCUGUUCCUUGUUGGCGCGGUGGCCCAUGCCAACCCUACCGCUAAUAAUGAACUCGCCGAAGAAUGCAUUUCCAUCUCCCCGUGCGGACUAAGUGCUGCGGUUUGCUGCAGCAGCCUCUGUACGGAGUUCGAGAAUUUGUGGAAUAUCUAUUAA